AAUGCGCGAGACAACAUGUCUGGAGCGACUUGGCCUGGCUUUGAGAACCGCCAUAGCUUGUCUCAUCGUGAGCUUGACCACUCUGUACGGUCCCAAACAACUAAAACACUUCACAACGUUUCCAGCCUUUUCUUACCUGACCACAAUCUUAAUCUGGCUAUCCGAUGCUGAACCAACAUACGGCGAAGUUCUCAAGUGCUGUGUUGAUGCCUUCUACGCCACUUUUCAGACGAUGGCCAUUGUUCUAGUGAGCAUCUUCGUGGUUGGACCAUCCUCGCUAGGAAAUGGCUUGGUGGCUCCAGUUGCUGUGGCUGUAGCUUCGUUCAUCGUGGCUUUCCCAGCGUCCACGAGUCUCCUGACUAAACGAAUUGCCUUCGGGCAGAUCGUAGUUGUCUAUGUGACUUUUGUGGUGUUCAAUGGAGAGAUUGCUCAUGUUGUCAUGCUCCCCGUUCAUGUGGCGGCUAGUACAGCGCUUGGAGCCAUUGCUUCACUCCUCGCCGUGCUUCUACCUUUUCCAAGGCUGGCUCAUACUCAGAUGAGUAAGGGUUGCAAAUUAUAUGCUGAAAAUGCUCUUGAGAGGUUGAAUUUGUUCGUCGAGGUCAUGAUGGCUCGAGACAACACCACAGCUCAGGUUUUUAUCACAAAGGCCGCUUCAUUAUCUGCAGCAGCAAGAAACACACUCAAGAGCAUCAAACUCCACCAAGAGCGUAUGGUAUGGGAGCGACCAGAUACAAAAUUCUUGACAAGGAAGCAGAAGCAUCCUGAGGAGAAACUGCAAGCCACAGAGUUUCUGAUGAGGGGUAUGGAGAUGGCGUUGGGAUCUUGCAGUUCUUUUCCUCUAGGCAUGAGCCGAGAUGAACUGACACGUCUUUUAGAAGCUCCAAGAUCACAGAUUGCUCCUGAGUCAGCACCUACUCUCGACGGGCUGAGAUGGCAUCCUGAGGCUGCUUCUCUAUCUACCGCAGCUUUACCGGUUUGCUUCUUCCGGUACUGUGUGGAACUCUUCAGAGGUGAUUUCUUAUCUUUGAGACAAGACAGUAAAUGUGUAGAUAAGAGUAACACCGAGGAAGAAACUCACCAAGAAAACGAAGAAUUGUCCACGAGCAAAAGGGUUUUGGAUAUUCUCUGUGUCUGGAUGGCUAGAGAAAGGUUUGUUUUUGCAAUCAAGUGCUCGAUCUCUCUAGGCCUUGCGGUUCUUUUUGGUAUUAUGUACAAUAAAAAGAACGGGUACUGGUCGGGUCUAACCGUAGCCAUUAGCCUUGUAUCCGGUAGGCAAGCAACAUUAACAGUAGCAAAUUCUCGUCUACAAGGGACAGCCAUGGGAUCAGUCUACGGUCUAUUAUGUUGCUCUGUUUUCCAAAGAUUACAAGAGUUCAGGUUCUUACCUCUGCUUCCUUGGAUAGCCGUCACCGUCUUCAUGAGGCACAGCAGAGUCUAUGGCCAACCUGGAGGAGUUACGGCCGCCAUUGCAGCACUGUUGAUACUCGGAAGGAGAAACUAUGGAGCUCCGACUGAUUUUGCAAUCACUCGCAUCGUUGAAGCUUCAAUCGGGUUGCUCUGUUUUGUCUUUGGGGAGAUCCUGGUCACUCCUGCGAGAGCAACAACUCUUGCAAGAACCGAGCUUUCAAAAUGUCUCGAUGCGCUCUUAGAUUGCAUCCGGUCACUGGUUCUUUGCUCUGAGCAAAAGAGCCAGCAGAUGUCAGAUUUAAGAAGCAAGCAGGCGAAACUCAAAUCUCAUGUUGAAGCACUAGAGAGGUUUACAGCAGAAGCCAUGACAGAGCCUAAUGUUCCGUUCCUCCGCCCACUCAACGCGGUCAGUUACAGCAAGCUUUUGGGUUCUUUCUCGAAGAUAUCUGAUCUCUGUCUCUAUGUUUGUGAUGGCCUGACAAACCUAUCUGGAGCUCAACCUACGCUUGGCUUUCCUUGGGAUCACAUCACUCAUGACCUGAAAUCCUUCCAAGAAAAGCUUCAGUCUUCGGUGAAAUUCUUAGAAGAGACCGCAUCGAACAAGUCUACAGCAAGAUUUCAAAAAGAGUUGCAGAAGAGAAAGAUAUGCCAUGAUAUUGAAGCAGGAACAACAUCAAACGACAACCACUCAAACAUGGAGCUGGGUCCAAGCCAAGAUGAUGCAGAGAGGUUUUCAGUUUCUUUUGUAACGCUACUGAAGGAUGCAACAGACAAGAUAAGUGGUAGCACAGCUGAAGAGGUGAUGAAGAAUGAAACUAGUCUAUGUUUGAGCAGUCUAGGGUUUUGCAUUAGCAGAUUGAUGCAAGAAACAACAUGUAUUAUGACAGAAAUCACCCAUACAACU
Molecule: messenger RNA, 2311 nt
Organism: Thlaspi arvense
Lineage: Eukaryota; Viridiplantae; Streptophyta; Magnoliopsida; Brassicales; Brassicaceae
Source: the annotation of a GenBank genome assembly